AUGAGCGCUCCCCCGGCGGCUCCCCUCCGAGCGAAUAUGGGCACAGCCGUGUCCAAAAGGAAGACGCUGAGGAACGAGGCCAUGUCGUCGGUGGCGGCUAAAGUGAGAGCGGCGCGGGCGUUUGGAGAGUACCUGUCACAAACCCACCCCGAGGGCAGGAACGGCUCAGAUCACCUGCUAGCAGACUCCUACCUGGGGCAGGAGGACUCCCCUGAGAUGCAGCAGGCGGCGCAGAACAAGCGCAGGCUCUCGGUCAUCUCGGACGGCAAGUUUGAGAGGAGCUUCUCGGAGGAGCAGGCAGAGAAGGUGCCGAGUGAAGGACCCAAGGCCCGCGUCUACACCAUCUCCGGUGAGAGGCCGAUGCUGUCAGACCACGAGAGCGAGAGCAUGGAGCUGGUGGUGAUGAAGGGAGCUGCCCAGGAGGAGUGCCACCACGGGCACCACGUGCAGAGCGCAGGCGGCUCGCACGGCAGCAGGCACUGCAAGGCCUGGCCGGGCAGCCGGCAGGGCUCCAAGGAGUGCCCCACCUGCUCCCGCCUGGCUGCCCCGUCCCAGCAGUCCUUUGACCUGGAGCAGCAUCAAAGCGGUGACGCUGGGUGGCACAGAAAAAGGCUGGAGAGGAUGUACAGCGUCGAUCGAGUGUCUGAUGAUGUCCCCAUCCGAACCUGGUUCCCCAAAGAGAACCUCUUCAGUUUCCAAACCGCCACUACAACUAUGCAAGCCAUCUCGGCGUUCAGGGGCUACGCAGAGAGGAAGAGACGGAAACGAGAGAAUGAUUCUGCAGCUCUUAUCCAGAGGAAUUUUCGGAAGCACCUCCGCAUGGUGGGGAGCCGAAGGGUUAAAGCACAAACAUUUGCCGAACGGCGUGAGAGGAGCUUCAGCAGGUCCUGGAGUGACCCGACUCCCAUCAAAGCCGAUUCCUUCCAUGACUCUCGAGAAAGCCAUGACCUUCAGGAUUCCUGCGGCACUUUGGACGGCGACUUCGACUUGAACUGGGAAGCAGAAAAGGAACUUGAAGCCAUGGCAUGUGAUGGAGAAGACUUUAUUCCACCAAAAAUAAUGCUCAUUUCUUCCAAGGUGCCCAAAGCAGAGUACGUCCCAACCAUCAUCCGCAGGGACGACCCCUCCAUCAUCCCCAUUCUCUAUGACCAUGAACAUGCCACCUUUGAUGACAUCCUAGAGGAAAUAGAGAAGAAGCUUAACAUUUAUCGGAAAGGCUGCAAAAUCUGGAAGAUGCUGAUAUUUUGCCAAGGAGGUCCUGGUCACUUGUACUUGUUAAAGAACAAGGUUGCCACUUUUGCCAAAGUGGAGAAGGAGGAAGAUCUGAUCCUCUUCUGGAAGAGGUUGAGCAGGCUGAUGAGUAAAGUCAAUCCUGAACCAAAUAUCAUUCACAUCAUGGGCUGCUAUGUUCUUGGAAACCCCAAUGGGGAGAAGCUAUUUCAGAAUCUGAAAAACUUAAUGAAUCCUUAUAGGGUUGCCUUUGAGUCUCCACUUGAACUAUCAGCUCAAGGUAAGCAGAUGAUUGAGACUUACUUUGACUUCCGCCUUUACCGCCUCUGGAAGACCCGCCAGCACUCCAAGCUCUUGGAUUACGAUGACAUUUUAUGA
This is a messenger RNA of Indicator indicator, 1608 nucleotides long. RefSeq names its product NMDA receptor synaptonuclear signaling and neuronal migration factor (gene NSMF). Gene Ontology annotation, cellular component: nucleus; cytoplasm. Lineage: Eukaryota; Metazoa; Chordata; Aves; Piciformes; Indicatoridae. Bases 1 to 1608 code for a protein of 535 amino acids. The transcript has 16 exons. The record is from RefSeq and is a predicted model, not a curated record. Gene Ontology annotation, biological process: positive regulation of neuron migration; regulation of neuronal synaptic plasticity. Gene Ontology annotation, molecular function: protein binding.